Tupaia belangeri chinensis (Chinese tree shrew) is the source of this 2013-nucleotide messenger RNA. RefSeq names its product transmembrane protein 86A (gene TMEM86A). Gene Ontology annotation, molecular function: hydrolase activity. Gene Ontology annotation, cellular component: membrane. Lineage: Eukaryota; Metazoa; Chordata; Mammalia; Scandentia; Tupaiidae. The record is from RefSeq and is a predicted model, not a curated record. The transcript has 5 exons. Bases 1 to 1020 code for a protein of 339 amino acids.
AUGACCUUGCAGGAGAGUCGAUCAGUUCUAGAGUUCUUCAGAGGAGUGGGGUGUUGGUCGAGCACACAGCUGGGCAGCCAGAGGACAGUCACUCUGGCAGAGUGUGGGGAUCCCUGGGAACCCGAGCUGCUCCAGGUCACCCUCACAGGCCCUUUGUGGGGGCUGAUGCUGGUGCUAAGAGGAGCUGAAGAGGCCCUGGGGAGGGACUGGGCAGGGCAGGAUGGGCGAAGCCCUGGGCCCAGAGGGGACAUUAUCUCAGCCCCGCUAUGGGCUCCUGAGCUCCCUAGCCCUGAGUUCCCCUUGUCCUGUGUCCUUCAGGUGAAGAGUGAGGGACCCAAACUGGUGCCCUUCUUCAAGGCCACCUGCGUGUAUUUUGUGCUCUGGCUGCCCUCAUCCAGCCCAUCGUGGGUCAGCGCCCUCAUCAAGUGCCUGCCCAUCUUCUGCCUCUGGGUCUUCCUUCUGGCCCAUGGCCUGGGAUUCCUGCUGGCCCACCCCAGCGCCACCCGCAUCUUUGUGGGGCUCGUCUUCUCUGCUCUAGGUGAUGCCUUCCUCAUCUGGCAGGACCAGGGCUACUUUGUGCACGGUCUGCUGAUGUUCGCUGUGACCCACCUGCUCUACUCCUCAGCCUUUGGCAUGCGGCCUCUGGCUCUUCGGACAGGUCUGGUGUUGGCCGUGCUGUCAGGCCUGUUCUAUGCCCUCCUGUACCCGGGCCUCACAGGUGCCUUCACCUACCUGGUGGGGGUCUACGUGGCCCUCAUCAGUUUCAUGGGCUGGCGGGCCAUGGCGGGGCUGCGGCUGGUCGGGGCAGCCUGGCGCUGGACCGAGCUGGCGGCCGGCAGUGGCGCGCUGCUCUUUAUCGUCUCAGACAUGACCAUCGCCCUCGACAAGUUCUGCUUCCCUGUGCCUUAUUCGCGGGCACUCAUCAUGUCCACCUACUACGCCGCCCAGAUGCUCAUCGCCCUGUCGGCUGUCGAGAGCCGGGAGCCAGUGGAAGACUGUAAACUGAGCAAGGCCAACUGAGGGGCUCAGGCCUGCACCCUGGGAACCUGCAGGAGUUGGAUCAGGAGGGCUGCAGUGCCAGCCUGGCGCAGCAAGGAAUUCACAGGCUUGAGGGGGGAAGCAGGAAGAAGCUCUUCCCAGCAAAGCCAGCAGUCCGGGAUGAUGCUGAGAGCUAGAAGAGUCCCCUGUGGAGCCAGAAGUAGACAUCUUCCCACCUCUACGCCAUCGGGCCGUCACUGGCAGGGUGACGGUGCUCAGCGUCUUGAACUCAACCCCCCUCCUUCCCCUACCAGGAGAAGCUGGGCUCACCCUCCCUCAACCUUGCUGAUCUGCACAGACUUGAGGGAAAGAGGCGGAGAACUCUGUUCUGAGAUGACCCAGGCCCAGGGCUUGAAGCCCCUUUCACAGGCCUCUAGUCGGGAAGACUGGGUGAGGGUGGAGUCUCCCUUUUCCUCUAUCCUUAUUACUUGAACAACCUCAGUCUCUUAAGUGGUGGAUGGGAAGGUGAAAGGGCAGGCAGGAAGGAAACUUCCUUGGUCUGGGAGCUGUGGGUACCAAGGGUUUAAGUUGGCCCCAUCUUUCCCACAGGCCAGCUCAAAGCGACGGCCUCAUACCGCUACCCUCAGACCCAAUAAUCUCCAGGGCUAGGGUGAACCAUGCCAAAGGACGGGGCCAGCCUGCUGUGUGUGUGUGUGUGUGUGUGUGUGUAUGUAUGUGUGUGUGUACAUGUGUACAUGUAGUCUGUCUCAGCCUGCCUGUGUCUCAAAGUCUCAUAGCAGGAGGGACUCGGGGAGCUGCUGAGGGGGUGCUGAACCUAACCUGGGAUCCCCUCCUCCCAACACACACUCAAUGCUUUCCUCCCUGCCCCUCCUGCACUGGGAGCAAGAGGAGGGGGCUCUAAUGACACUGUGGGGUCACAAGACCCAAAGCACAUUCAAUGCAAGGGGAACCAAGGAUGGGACAGCUCCAUCCUGUACUGCCCAUGUGGAAAAAAAUAAAUCCAAGGACCACUGA